UGUACUGCGUUUGAGCUCCGUCACUAUAUUCUUUUCAUUGACUAUUUCUAACUUAAAAAUCAAUUUUAUACAUCAUCGUUUCCGUUUAUAUAACGUAUGAAUAUAUCCUCUAUUAUAUUCUACAACAAAAACAAUCAGAGCGCCUCGCUAUUACUAGUUUUAUUUUGAUCUCCCGGGUCCGCUAUUAGCUUUUAGCCCGUUAGCAUCAGCAAGCGUGGUUGCUGCUAACUGCGCUUACAUUGCUAAUACUCUAUUCACACACAUUACCACUGCUGUACUCACUGUUACUUGCUUUAAUGGCGGAUGAAUGUCUCCACUCUGUGCAGCUCGAGCUCGAGGCCGUGGGGAAGCAGAUUCGCGACCUGGAGGAAAGGCAGGCCCAGCUGAGAGAGCGGAGAGCCGCGCUGGAAUCAUCCCGGGCUGACGCUCACAAGUCCGGGGCCCGGUGCACCCAGGACGCGAUCUUCCCAGAUGUCCUUCACUGCGACGCCAGGACACCACGGACCCUGGGUGCAUCCACAGCGGAGGACGCGAGCCGGGUCCCGGGCGACGACUUCUCCCCCUCCUGCCUUCGACAUCUCCAUCCGGAACCGCUUUGCUCCCCUCCGCGAGACAGGACGCGACGCUGUGAUCAUCGGAGACUCCAUCGUCCGACACGUAAGUGCUACGUUAGCCGAAGGUAAAGUGCACACUCAUUGUUUGCCUGGUGCUCGUGUUCUCGAUGUUUCUGCGCAGAUACCGGUGAUCCUGAAGGCCGACGAGAGCCCCAGAGUGGUCGUGCUUCACGCCGGGGUUAAUGACACCACACUGUGGCAGACGGAGACGCUGAAGAGGGACUUCAGCAGCCUGAUCGAGACGGUUCACAGCACGACGCCCGCGGCGACGAUCGUCGUGUCAGGACCACUGCCCACGUAUCGACGAGGACACGAAAGGUUCAGUAGACUUUUUGCUUUAAAUGAAUGGUUGUUGUCAUGGUGUAAAGAACAGAAACUGCUAUUUGUUAAUAACUGGAAUCUUUUCUGGGAGCGUCCUAGGCUGUUUCGCGCUGAUGGAUUACACCCCAGCAGAGUCGGAGCGGAGCUGCUCUCUGACAACAUCUCCAGGACACUUCGCUCCAUGUGACUAGAUUUACACAAACUCCAGUCUGGAUCCAGAACACCUGAGAAGAGAUGAUGCUGACCCUCAGAGGACCCCAGAUGAUCCUAACCUUGAAUCAACAACAGAACUAACAAAUAUUGCUACAAGUGUGACUGCAUCAUAUAAUAAUUAUUAAUUAUUAAUAAUAUUAAUA
Carassius carassius (crucian carp) is the source of this 1291-nucleotide messenger RNA. RefSeq lists its product as uncharacterized. The record is from RefSeq and is a predicted model, not a curated record. Lineage: Eukaryota; Metazoa; Chordata; Actinopteri; Cypriniformes; Cyprinidae. The transcript has 3 exons. The coding region runs from base 472 to 1122 and encodes 216 amino acids.